CUUUUCUUGACUCGAAAAAAGAGGCUCGUCUUCGGUUGCAAAGUGAUAAUAUCGCAAAAAUAGGCCAUAAAAUGUGGUUUAUUAUGCAAAUAAAGUGUGCUCACAUGCUGACGGCUAUCUAGUUGUAUCAUUCGUAACCAGUUCAACUUUAAAAUCAGUGAGGGUAGUGCAAAUGUGUGUGAGUUUAGCGUUCUGCCGGCACUCACGUGUUUUUUUUAAUUUUUUUGUGUGCAUUAACUACUCAAUAAGAAGCUAAUUAAAGAUUAUCAAAUGUGUUAAUUACCAGACUAGCUAACUUGUCAAUUAGAGCCUACAUUUAGUGGGUAUGAUUGGUUAAUGGUGGCUUGCGUACAUACAUGCGUACAUAUGUAUUACGUAGCAUUGUUGUGCUUUUGCACAUUGUGACGUCAUGCGGCGUUUGACCAAUCGGAAUGCAGCUCUCAAGGGGCUUGUCGACGUCUAGUCGGAAAAUUGAUUUCAGUUCUGCUCGUGCCGAAAAACCACGCAGCAUGACCGAGGGCAAGAACUUACCCCACUCGAGUGCGGAUGUGCCGUUCCGCAGCAAGGAGCAGCGCAAGCAGUCGCUGAUCCAGCACACCGGCUUGGUCGGAGUCAUCGACGAGGGCACCAAGACCAUCGGCUUCUCGAUCUACACAACGCCGGACUUCAGGGAGAUUGCCGCGCACCGGGUGGAGCUGAGUGUGAUUACGCCCCAGGAUGGCUGGUACGAGCAGGAUCCGCUGGAGAUGAUGGCCUCGAUCAACAAGUGCGCCGAGGAGGCCAUCAAGCAGCUACCCGAUGAGGGCUUCUCCGCCAGCGACAUCGCCACCAUUGGCAUCACCAACCAGCGUGAGACGACGAUCGUCUGGGAUGCGGUCACCGGCAAGCCCCUGUACAAUGCGCUCCUGUGGAAGGACAUCCGCACCAGCACCACAGUGGAGCAGAUCGUGGCCAAGGUGCAGGAUCCGAACCACUUUCGCAGUACCACAGGAUUGCCCAUCUCCACGUACUUCUCGGCCCUGAAGAUCCGCUGGCUGAGGGACAAUGUGCCCGAAGUGCGGCAGGCCAUUCGGGAGAGUCGAUGCAAGGCGGGCACAGUCGACAGCUGGAUCGUCUGGAAUUUGACAAAUGGCGCGCUUCACAUCACGGACGUAACGAACGCCUCCCGCACUCUGCUCAUGAAUCUGGAAACCCAAAACUGGGACCCGGUGCUGUUAAAGACGUUCGGCAUCAAGGAGAGUAUGCUGCCCACCAUCCACAGCUGUUCGGAGAUCUUUGGCAAGGUCACCUCAGAGCGGAGUCCACUGCGUGGAAUGACCCUAAGUGGUAUCAUGGGCAACCAGCAGGCCUCGUUACUUGGCCAGAUGUGCGUGAAGCCAGGUCAGACUAAGAACACAUACCGCUCCGGCUGUUUCCUGCUGUGCAAUACGGGCGAUAAGCCUGUCUUCUCGCGACACGGACUGUUGACCACUGUGGCCUACAAGCUGGGUCCUCAGGCCCCGACGAUAUACGCCAUCGAGGGAGCAGUUUCGGUCGCCGGACAUGCGCUUUCCUGGCUCCAGACCAAGAUGCGCAUUCUUCCGGACUCCAGGGAUGCGGAGAAGUAUGCAGAGAUGGUGCCCACGUCGGGGGAUGUGUACUUCGUUCCCGCCUUCACAGGAUUAUACGCUCCUUAUUGGCGGCAAAAUGCCCGAGGCAUCAUUAUUGGGCUAACGCAAUUCACCCGGAAGAAUCACAUAGUGAGGGCUGCCUUGGAGAGCAUCUGCUUUCAGACCAGGGAUAUCCUGGAGUGCAUGCAUCAGGAGUGCGGCUACGAGAUCAACAAACUCCAUGCCGACGGCAAGCUGACCACGAACAAUCUGCUGAUGCAGCUCCAGGCGGACACCAUUGGCCUGCCCGUCUUCCGAUCUCAGCUGAUGGAUUCCACGGCAUUCGGCGCUGCUAUGUGUGCCGCCCAGGCGGAGGGGGUGAAUCUCUGCCAGUUCGAUCCCGAGAAGCGUUACUACGAGAACGUGCACUACGACACCUUCCUGGCCACCACCACAGAUGUGGAGCGCAAGGAGCGCUACGGCAAGUGGAAGCGGGCGGUGGAGCGCAGCUUGGGGUGGGUCAUUAAGCAGAAGAAGACGCGAGAACACACGGAGGAGAACUACCGCAUGUUGUCCUCGUUGCCGGCGAGCAUCUUUCUCAUCAGCAGCUUUGCCAUGCUGGUGCACUCCCUCGCCGCAAGUGGCCACUAAGGAUGACUCCCUACCAGAAGGUUUGCUGCCUGACAUUCGGAUCGAUUCUUGGUUGUGAUAGUAGUUAUUUUUCCGGAUUUCGUUUUGAAACUUACACACUGUACAUAGUCCUUAAAGGACAAUGGGUGGUUGAACGUGCUUUAAACCCUGUAAAUAGUUGAUUACGAAGGGCUGGCCAAGCUCCGACCUAUUUUAAGUAUCUUGACUAUCCUAUUGUGUUUUCGUUGUAUAUUCUUUACUUCUUAGCCGUAGUUCCAUUGACGAUGGCAAUACGCACGGCCAUAUCAGCGGAAUUGUAUAUAGCCAAAGUGCAAACGACAUUUCUAAUUUAAGUAGGUUCCGUACUCGUAUGUGUAUGUUUUUGUAGUGAUUACGCCCCUUAAACAAUAAACAGAAAUAAAACGACAA
Molecule: messenger RNA, 2648 nt
Organism: Drosophila rhopaloa
Lineage: Eukaryota; Metazoa; Arthropoda; Insecta; Diptera; Drosophilidae
Gene: Gk2
Product: glycerol kinase
Exons: 3
Coding region: 432-2240 (602 amino acids)
Biological process (GO): glycerol-3-phosphate biosynthetic process; glycerol metabolic process; triglyceride metabolic process
Cellular component (GO): mitochondrion
Molecular function (GO): glycerol kinase activity
Source: RefSeq, a predicted model, not a curated record